Messenger RNA from Elgaria multicarinata webbii, 2307 nucleotides. RefSeq names its product zygote arrest 1 like (gene ZAR1L). Bases 45 to 1067 code for a protein of 340 amino acids. NCBI's taxonomy places the organism in Eukaryota, Metazoa, Chordata, Lepidosauria, Squamata, Anguidae. The record is from RefSeq and is a predicted model, not a curated record. Gene Ontology annotation, cellular component: cytoplasm. Gene Ontology annotation, biological process: translation. The transcript has 4 exons.
AGCAGGCAGACAAGGUAGAUUAAAACCAAGCUACCCUUCUGACUAUGGAGCGCUUUGUCUAUCCGCCCUACAGCGUUUACCAAGGCUAUGCGAACACCUUCACUCCUAGCCACAACGUAGCCCCCAGGCCACCCUCCAAGCAGAAACAGCCAAGCUGGAAGCAAAGCAAGAGCAGCGGUGCUCCCAACCCCUACAGAGGGGUCUUGUCCGGCCCUUCCUCGGCUCCGCCUGUGUCCUCGCCGGACUACAUAGACACCUACAAGCGAGCCCAGCUGAAGGCGCUGCUGUCGCACGUCAGCCCAGGCCUCACCCCGCGGCUCCGCAAAGCCAACACCAAAGAGGUGGGCAUCCAGGUGAACCCGCGGGUGGACGCCGCCGUGCAGUGCUCGCUGGGCUCCCGUCCGCUCCAGGCUGUCCGGCCCCAGAGCCCCUCCGGUCGUCUCAGCCGAGAGACGCCGCCAUUGCCGGGCGUUUAUUCGCCCAUCCUAGGCCGCCGCCUCUUCACCUUGCCCGAAGUGGUCGCCGAACCGAAAGAGCAAGACGAAGCGCCGGCUUCACAGCAGCCCGCUGAGGAGCCUGUGGCGAAGAAGCCGUUAUUAGAGAGACGGGAGGAGGAGGAGGAGGCGGCGGCGGCGGCGGGGGAGGAGGAGGAGGAGGAAAAUUCGGAGAACAGAGACGAAGAGCUGCGGGAUGGGAAGGGCGAAGUGGCCCAGAAAGGUGGCAACGCCGAAGAGGACAAAAAAACCACUUUCCAGUUCCUAGAACAGAAAUAUGGCUAUUUCCAUUGCAAUGAUUGCAAGACCAGAUGGGAAAGUGCUUAUGUAUGGUGCAUUUCUGGAACCAAUAAGGUUUACUUUAAACAGCUCUGUCGCAAAUGCCAGAAGUGCUUUAAUCCUUAUAAAGUGGAAUCAAUUCAGUGCCAUAUCUGUUCAAAGACUCGGUGCUCCUGCCCCCAGAAGAAAAGGCACAUUGACCUCAAGAGGCCCCACCGUCAAGAACUGUGUGGCCGCUGCAAAGGCAAAAGACUGUCUUGUGACAAUACCUAUAGUUUCAAAUACAUUGUUUAAUAUGCCCUGACUUACUUCUAAUGUGUGCAGUUCUUGCAUUUGGCACUUGGCACUUUGUUACUUGUUUCAUAACAUGGCUUUGACUUUAGGCUUCUGACCUGGCAUUGGAUAACGGAUUAAUGAUUUUUUGUAAGGCUUAGAAAUACUAUUUGUAACUUAUCCAUUUACCUUGUAAUAAAAACUGAAUUCUAAUUACACUGUAAUACUCCCUUUGGUGAUAUGAAGGGUGAACACUGUAAAUGAGAGAGCUAAUAUUGGGGUAAAAUAAACAGAAGGAAUGGGCAGCUUAGAGGGAUUUCUGUGUAGCAAACCUAAAAGUUAAGUAGGAGCAGCAUAUCUCCUUUAGGAUGCUUUCUCAUUAGAAAGAAAAAUAUAAAAGUGGAUACUGGCUCUUUCAGAAUGAUGAGCUACCUAUUCUGUACCUAUUCUUCACCAAACAGAUAAGUGAAAUCAGUCCACAAUCACUGAAAGAAAAGAGAACAAAUCAAUACCUCUUUGUAAUAGAUCUCUCCAACAGAGAUGGUAAUAAAAAUUAAUUAAAUUUAAUAAAAGCAUAACAAUUCUAAUGUGUGGCCCUCUUGCUGAAACUGAACAAGAGCAAAUACUUGAGCACAAGCAGUUGUCAGAUUAAAAGCCUUGCAUUGAUACCUAUUUAUGUAGCUUCAGGCUGCCUUCUAAACUUAUGUGGAAACAGUUCAGUUUCUUUCUCUCCUGGAGUAACAUAAGAAAUAAAACAAUUUUUCCUAUACCCAUCUCUUGUUGCAUUUUACCAAGUAAGGUUAACUAAAGAAAGGGUUAUUUUAAGAAAUCAAGUUGCCAUCUUGUACCCAGUGUUGUUCAAAUGACAGAGCAUGGUAUUUUUUGGUAGCAGCUACUCAGAGGAAAAUGUAAUUGAGAAAAGAAUACAUGGACUUGCAGCCUUGGAAGCUGAAUAUAUUAUAACAGUUCUAGCUACACAAAGGUGUGGGUGGGUAGAAAUUUCAGCAUAGAAAAAUUAUCGAAGUGUCAGAUGAGAUGCCUUAUAUACUGAAGCUGAUACAUUAGGCCAAUGGUGAAGAUAAAAUCAACUUCAGCCACAAAUAUUGUUAAGUUUGCUUAUGUUAUAUCUUUAACAUUUACAAAGCUCUGAUUUUGUUUCUAUGAAGAAAAUAACUUUCAGGCAAAGCUAAACUGUAAACAAUGGAUGACCAUGUUUAAGUUUCCAAAGACUGGUGGAAGUACUGGAGUUGUAGCUUAUGAA